Molecule: messenger RNA, 2303 nt
Organism: Achroia grisella
Lineage: Eukaryota; Metazoa; Arthropoda; Insecta; Lepidoptera; Pyralidae
Product: galectin-8-like
Exons: 7
Coding region: 276-1388 (370 amino acids)
Molecular function (GO): carbohydrate binding; galactoside binding
Source: RefSeq, a predicted model, not a curated record
UAAGACAACAGCCUUUGUGUCUGACACUAUGCGACACAAAAAUAAAUCUAUUUUAUAUCUAAUCCACGUUUAAAUAAUUUAAUACCUAUUCAUUUGUUUUAUAGAGUGUUCACCUGUGAAUAAGAAUUAUACUAAAAUAAUAUGUAUUAAAAAAUAUUUGAGACGUAGGUAGUAAUAUUUCGAAUUGUGUAUUAAUGUAAUCUCACUAAACAGUCAUUAAUAAGAGACAAGAUUCUAGUGUAUAUGUGGUUAACAUACGUACGAUUUUUUUAGUGAUGACAUGUGUGAAUUGUUUAAAAAUGGAUUAUGGAGUCGAAGAUGGUCAAAUACCAAGGGAGUUUAUAGAUUUUGAUUUUGCCGAAGAUGCUUUAGACUUUGAGACGCAGUUGGCAGAAGCUCGUGAUGUGAAGUUUACUCAGUCGUUAACUGAACCUUUGUCCAUAGGAUCACACAUUGUUUGUACCGGAACACCGACUGAAGACCUACCAUGGUUUGCUGUGAAUAUUGGUUGUGGAGACAUCGACUCUGGCCAGAGCGACAUUGCGGUUCAUUUUAACGUUCGUCUCCCACAAUGCUAUGUUGUCAGGAAUACUCGUUACCGGAAUAAAUGGGGACCGGAGGAGACAACAGCGUUUAAAAUAUUUCCGUUCAAACUGGAUCGUCCAUUUUCAAUAGAAGUACUAGUUGAUGAGAAAGAAACUUUUUGGGCAGUAGACGGAGAGCAUUAUUGCAAUUUUGCACACAGGAACCCUAGUGUAUUAACAGCCGCCUGGGUUCAAGUAACGGGUAUCCGAGAUGCUACUUUAAACGUCCAUAAGACUGAAAUAUACCCAACAUUGUCACCACCUAUUAUAGAGGUGCCUGUUAGAGCAGCUGUAGAUGCUUCUAUAGAGGGCAUCGAGCCGAACUGGCGGCCGAAUGUAAUUGCUGCCAUAACAAAAGGAUUGCCCGAGGGUCAUCAAAUUGUUAUUCGGGGAAAAUUGCGUCCAUUGCUGCACUCGUUCGCGAUAGAUCUGAUUGAUGCAGCCCGCGAGUGGCCACGCCCAAACGUGCUGCUACACGUUAACCUUCGCGCAUACGAUCAGGCACAGCGGGACCGGCAGCUCGUCGUACUCAACGCUUGGCUUGGCUCCUGGGGGCCUGAGCGGCGCCAACGGACUGCGCGACUCGUGCCCGCAAAAACUACUACAUUCCGCAUUGUACGUGGUCCAAACGAAUGGUCCAUAUAUGCCGACGAUAUUCUAAUAGGCGAGUUAGAAUAUCGGGCCUCUCCUGCCGGUGCCAAAGCUGUGAGACUGCGUGGCGACUUAUAUCCUCAACAAAUAUAUAUGUGCCCUUCUACGAGUUCGCCUAUUGGAGAUGAUAUCCGUCCACGAAUGGCAAAUUGAGUUCACUUACAGAUGUUAGUUGUUAAUUAACUACUGCAUUAUAGAAAUAAUAUAAUGUACCUUCUCAGGGCCUUAAUUACACUGCGGCUCAAAUCUGUAUGACAAAUAAUAUUGUAUAAGAUUGUUGUUAUUUCAUUAUAUGUAGAAACUAUAAUCAAGCAAUGCUUUAAACGCAAACUGAAGCAAUAUUUGCUCUAUCGUUCAUCGCCUAGUACUGAUUGAAAUGACUAUUGCGAUAUGAAAUUCGUCUUGUAUAUUGGUGCGAUGCUUUAACUUUGCCUACAUGAAAUAUUUAUAUACUGAAUAUUUAAUAGUUACCUUUUAUAUGCAAUUUAAUUUUUAAUAUUACCUUAAAGAUGACUAUAUAACAAUAGCUCCAUGUAACUAAACUAGGUACAUCACUAGGUAGAUAAAUAUUUACAAUUAGCAACACUACAUUUUUUCAGAAACAUCGAAACUUUUUACUAGGGUUGGUUUUAUAAUUUAUUUCUACUCAACUGCUAUUUAAUUAAAAUCUAUAAAUUUAUUUGUGUAGAAAAUGUUACUUCUGCUGUGAUAUUCACCUCAAAUUAAAUUACUAAUACAAAAUCUUCCGUGACAUACUCUCUCGCUCACGGAUUUACCUUAUGUAUGUACUUGAUUUGAAGUCGUUACAAUUUUGAAUCUGUAAUUGUAGAUAUAAUUUAUAUAUUUAAACUAAAGUGUAUUCUCUCAUUAUCGUAAUUGAGACUAUUUUCAUUAGGUAAAUAGUUUUUUUUUAAUUUUAAGUUUGUACCGUAUUAAGUGUUUUUGAAAGCUUAAAUGUUAUGUUAUGAUCAUAAUUAUAUAUCUUAAAUUGUUAAGUUUAAUAUAAAAAUCUAUUUACAAUUUACAAUGUUAAUUUUAUACAUACAUCUAAUAAAGUCAAUUGAAGCC